Molecule: messenger RNA, 2016 nt
Organism: Eimeria necatrix
Lineage: Eukaryota; Apicomplexa; Conoidasida; Eucoccidiorida; Eimeriidae
Product: PHD-finger domain-containing protein, putative
Exons: 1
Coding region: 1-2016 (671 amino acids)
Source: RefSeq, a predicted model, not a curated record
AUGCUUGGAAGAGCUGCAGCAGCGGGCACUCCAGCAGCAACCCCGGCAGCAGCAGAAGUUGCAGCAACGGGAGGAAAGGGCGGCGCUACGCGGGGCCUGCGGGCUCGCGGCCGGCAGUCAGCAGCAGCAGCAGCAGGCCCGCAGCAGAGAGGCAGCAAGUCCUUCUCACGCAUUUCGCCAGACGGCGCAGCAGGAGAAGCAGCAGCAACAGCUGCUGCUGCUGCUGCUGCAGAUAACCUCAGCGUUACGAGUGGGGGCGGCGGGGGCUCGGGGCCUUCGGGUGGCGACCGGGACAUGCUGAAGGGCCCCUGCAGCAGCACGGUGAAGAAGUCGCCCGGCAGCAGCAGCAGCAGCAGCAGCAGCAGCAGCAGCAGCAGCAGCUCGAGCCGCGGCAGCCGCCUGCAGUGGAGCCGCUUCGACGGCCUCUUCCGGCGGAUCCCCGUGGGGCCUUUUGCUGCUGAUGUCUCCAGGGCCUUCAAGGAGGGGCCUGAGCGGCAGCAGGCGCUGCAGGAAGCAAAAGCAAUAGAAGCAACUUUGCUGCAGCCAGCCUGCGCCCCUGCUGCAGCAGAUUUGCUGCUGCCGGCGCAGGAGGACCUCGACGCGCUGCAGCAGCUGCUGGACCUGCACGCGCAGGUCAUCCGCGAGGCUCGCGAGAAAGCCAGGGCCAGGAAACAAGCCAGCAGCAGCAGCAGCAGCAGCAGCAGCAGCAGCAGCAGCAGCAGCAGCACGGAGGCUGUGGAUGUGGACAUGCCCGUGACGGCGCUAAUCGACUUCGGCUCUGUGGCUGCUUGGUGCUGCUUCGAAUUUGUAGAGAAUCAACAAGGAGCUUCUCACUCUGCGCAGCUGCUGGACUCGCUGUGCAGCAGCGGCAGAGACGCCAUCAGCAGCAGCAGCAGCAGCAGCAGCAGCAGCAGCGACGGCGGCAGCGGGAGCUUCGUUUUGGACGACGCAGCCAUCAGGGAGUACUUGCGCAAAGUCGUUGCGCCAGCGCUCGCGCAGCAGAAGGGCGAGGGAUCUGCUGCUGCUGCUGCUGCUGCUGCUGCUGCUGGCCAGGAUCCCGCAGCAGCUGAUCGCGACAGCAGCAGCAGCAAAUAUGAGGCCCUUGCUUCGCAGCUCUCUGUAAGGGCCUUCAAAAUCCUCACAAGUUACCAGCUGGCUUUUUGCCGCCGCCACUUGCAGCGUCUGCAGCUGCCAGCAGACGGGACAGCUCCUAAUCUCAGGGCUCUGUUGGAGCAGCAGCUGCAGCAGCAGCAGCAACAACUGCAGCAGCAGCAAGAACAGCUGCAGCAGCAGCAACAGCAGAAGCAGCAACAGCAGCAGCAGCAACAGAAAGACGCGGCCAAUGCGGCGGAGGUGGUGGGGCAAGAGACCCACAAAAAGGUUUGCUCCCCUGCCGCUUCGCCUGCUGCAGCAGCAGCAGCUGCUGAUGCAACAGCAGCAGCAGCAACAAAGUCAACGCCGACAGGCAGCGAGGUAGAACCUUCCUCAGGAGAGGAGACCCGAAGUGCCCAGAUGGAGGUCGACGGCGCAGAAGCUCCUUUGAGGCAGCAGGACGAGAAGCAGCAGCAAGAACAGAAGCAGCAGCAGGAGCAGAAGCAGCAGCAGCAGCAGGAGUCUGCAGAUGGCGGUGCCACGGGCAGCAGCAGCAGCAAGGACGAAGCUGGGGCCACCGCUGGAACGGCAGGCUGCAGCUCCUCCCCCAGCGGGCCUCCAGAAGCCCCCGCAGCUGCAGCUGCUGGCGCUGCUGCCAGCAGCAGCAGCAGCGGCAGCAGCAGCAGCAGCAGCGCAGGCGCGGCUUCUCUUGUUGAGGUGGCGGGCCACCGGUGGUAUUGGGGCACCCCCGGAGACAAUAAAGAAACUGGAGACUUUGUGGGGUCCCAGUGCAUGCAGUUUCUGCAGGUGAGAGGUUUGGGGUGUACGUACACCUCAUUGCUGCUGCAGCAGGCGGCGCCGUGGCCGCUCUGUGCGCUGCUGCUGCGGCGUCUGUUGCUGCCCCGUGGACUUGGGUGCAUUUAA